GGGCCGCCCGAGGCAACAGCCGCCGCUUCUUUCGCUUUCCGCUGCGGGUGAGCGAGAUGUCGGCGCGCUGUCGCUCCGCGGGGCUCCUCCUUUAUGGGGCGCUGCAGCUGGUCGGGCUCCUGAAGGUGUCCUCACUACCGUACACCCCCCAGAAUCAGAACCAGUGCCACAAUUCAAGCACGGAGCGAUAUGACGAAGCCAUCCGUAAAUGUUGCAGCUUGUGCCCUCCAGGUUCCCGCGUGCUUGAAAAGUGCACUGAGAACGCUGACACGAAGUGUGGAGCGUGUGAUGAGGGGAAAUAUACAGAUGUCUGGAGCGCAGCUGGACUCUGUUUCAGCUGUUCGCCAUCAUGCAAAACAGGAUUUGUUCAAACAAGGGAGUGCACUCGGAUGCAAGACAGAUUGUGCCAGUGUCCUCCUCAUCACUUCUGCCACCUGGCUCAUUCAGGCACCUGCAUAUGGUGCAAAUUAUACCAGCAAUGCCAAAAAGGCUUUGGAGUCGCAACACAAGGCACAGAAAAUAGGGAUGUGGAAUGUGUGCCCUGCGGUCCAGGCACAUUUUCAGAUGUGGAGUCCCACAGCGCCUCCUGCAGGCCUCACAGGAUUUGUGAAUCAGAAAUCACUCCCGGAAACAGCACCCAUGAUGCAGUUUGCAGCGAUCUCGGUGCACCCGUUGGCACCGUGGCAACUCCUCUGCGCACCACAGUCACUGCAAAGAGUCGUUUGGUCACCAGGAGUCCGACAGGGAAGCCGGUUCUGCAACAGCCUCCGGCAGACAUGUCUCAAAUUGCUGGUUUGGUGGCCGGAGUGGCGUGUGCCAUAUUUGCACUGAUCGGAGGGACUUGUGCCUGCUUUGUUCUGAGGAAAAAAGGCCACCUUUAUGUACUGCCUUUUGCCAAGGAAAAACAGUCGUUUUCAUGUCCCGAAAAAGCACCCACCAACUGGCAUCAGGACACCAACGCUCUGCAGCAGGAGGAGCAGAAUCUCCUUCAGGUCUCCGCCUCAAGCAGCGGGUCUUUAGAUAGCCCACCAGCCUCUGAGAAAAGCAGCGGGGUCAGCAGCGAGGGCACUUUAAGCACCGACACAGAGAGGACUCAACAAAGAUCUUCUCCAUCAAAUACCUGCGUGCAUCACAGCAGUGCAAACUCAAAGCAAUCCGGCAGUGGAGGAACACACGUCAAUGUCAGUUGCACCGUCAGCAUCUGUAACACUUCGGACCACAGCUUGCCGUUCCAGUUGCUGAAUGCUUCGGGUGCCUCCAGUUCCAGAGACUGCGCUUUGGCAGAAGACCUUCCCCUGUCGAAGGAGGAAAGCCCCUUGAAAAAGGAGAGCGGGACGCAGAUUGCGGAAGAGGUUGAGGACAAUAUGGACGCGUUUGACCACAGCCUGGGGAAGGCACUUCCCCUGAGCAUACAAGACGUGGGCAUGAAGGCUACAUGAAGGAGGCUUGUGGAGACUCGCCGGGCGUGGCACAGCAGUUUCUGUAUGUUACAAAUGGAUCACAAGCCCGCCACGGGUUCUAGAGAAUCUCAGGUGCUUAAUUAGUAAUAUACAAAAGGGGAAGAAAAUGAACUUCGUGAGAAAUAUUCGUACAGUAUUGGAAUUCCAGGAUUUGUUGGUGACUAAAGAUGCAGAUUUUGGAAUGCAUUGAUCACCACGUUGCCCCAAAUUUACACCUAUUGUGGUAUGGUGCUCUGAUUCCGUGCCCAGUUGCCACCACAAAAUGUGUCCCCUCCCCCCAUGCCUCCAUCCCACCUUUUUCUUUCCAUCACCCCCUAGUUGGCCCCAUUCCUGCUUUUUGGCCUACGUGUAUUAUUUUUGCUUAGGGUGCAGGAAGUCCCAGGUUCCUGCCCAGACAAGCUCUGCCCAGGGAGUGGAGAAAUGCUACCUGUGUUUUUAGCAACUGGAAGAGAGAUGUUGCUCUGUGGGGAAACCAUGUGCUUUGAGUGCAGAAAGUCCCAGGUUCAGUCCCCAGCAUCUCCAGACGGAGCUGUGAAUGCUCCCCUGUCUGAAACCUUGGAGGGCCACUGUUAGUCAUUGUGUAGAUCAUAUUGAACCAGAUGGAUUAAUGU
Podarcis muralis (Common wall lizard) is the source of this 2071-nucleotide messenger RNA. RefSeq names its product tumor necrosis factor receptor superfamily member 1B. Lineage: Eukaryota; Metazoa; Chordata; Lepidosauria; Squamata; Lacertidae. The record is from RefSeq and is a predicted model, not a curated record. Gene Ontology annotation, biological process: extrinsic apoptotic signaling pathway; intrinsic apoptotic signaling pathway in response to DNA damage; positive regulation of membrane protein ectodomain proteolysis. Gene Ontology annotation, molecular function: tumor necrosis factor binding; tumor necrosis factor receptor activity.